UAUGACCGUUCCGUACUUUUUGCAAUUCAAUAGUAGCUGUUAUUAAAUAAUUUCCUACCGUAGUUUUUAGCUAGGACUUCACUUUGGUUCUACAUCACGACAUUCUGAUAUAUGUGAAGAAAAACUACCAUAGAGGUGAUACUGAUAGCUCUGGUUACAGAAUGUGCCGUAACACCUGCUCUUGCUAGAUAAACGUCCUUUCAUUGUCCUUUGUAGUCGUAUUUUUUGCCUCACGACCGUGCAGUUGGAUAAUUUGAUCGCGAUUUAAUUUUUUUGGAGUUAGUAAAUGCGUUGGAGGGCGGUGUGACACUUUACUGAUGGCGUUUGAUCCAACAAUGCACGAAGAAGUAGAAGACGAAGAAGAGAGCGAGGGUACUUCCAAAUAUGGGAAGGGUACACCGGUGCCUUUAGCUCGCUCUGCUAGUCGAAAAAGUGGGUUCGGGUUCGGUGCAUAAAAUACAACAAGAAAAUCAAUUCUAAUCCAUGACAAGAGAACAUUUCUUCGCCUUGGUUUCCACACAAACAGCAUUCAGCAUCGAGUUAAGACAACUUCACUCAUUUUCGCCCAGAGCCACUAGCUAAGUUGUGAGCAGUGGGAGUGAGAGGAAGGUGGGCAGACUAAGCAACUCAAAGAUGUCAGUGGAGAGUCCCUUGUCACCUCCUCCUCCUCCUCCUUUACCUGCAUCAUGUCCACCAGUUCCUACAGCUUCAGCAAAGAAGAAGCUGUAUCAGGUGUUAGCCAGCGACAGGACUGCUGUAGAGGGGAAUCACACAGAGGCCCGCUUGCUGCUCAGUCACAGGGAGAGCAGUUUUAGGAAGGACCUGCAGUGGAUACUUGUGAACACAUAUGUGCCUUCCCUCAUCCAAGAUGGUCCACAGUGUGGCCUGGUGGCUUUGUGGAUGGCUGCUCAACUCCGGCAGCCACAGCUGAGCGUCGACAUGGACGCUGUGGUUCAGACGGCACUGAGCCGAGGAUACACUGCUCAGGGUGAAAUGUUUUCAGCUGAAAACAUGGCCCUGCUGGCAGAAGAGGUUUGUGGCUGCAAGGCCGAACUGCUCUCUGGAGGUUUGGGAGGCAAUAACGCUGCAGCUGUCAUCACACACCUGUGGGGGAGGCAGCCUGUCCUCAUCCCAUAUGAUGAGGACUUCAACCAUGAGCCAUGUCAGCGUGGCGGCAAUAGAGCACACUGGGCGGUCGCGUCGGGUGUUCUCCUCGGUGUGGACCAGGGCACUGUGAGCAAAGAUCACACCCAGCCUGAUCCCACUCUGCCCUGGCUCUGCCUCGCCGCUGACAGCUGCUCACCCUGUCCUAUCGCCACCGCAUCAGUCAAAGAGGUUUGCAUCCUAGCUAAGCAGGGCAAAAGCUUACGCUACCAGCUGUGGAGCUGGGACAGCGUGGUCCAGAGCAACGAGCAGCUGAGGGACAUGGACCCUCAGAAAGCGAACGACGGCACCCGUUAUGUGCUCCCUCUGGGCGGGGUGGAGGCUGGGCUGGCUGGACAGGCGGUGCUGCUCCACACAAGGACGCAGAAGCAGUGAGGCCGCUCAGAUCAGCAGCACCCAGCAGAGUUUAUUCUGUUGAAAGACGUCUCGCUGGACUCUUUUGGUGCAAUGUGACCCAUUUAAAGUCAGGCGUUUAAAUGGGUCGGGCUGAUAGGUUCAAGUUUUUGAGUCGAUCCAAAAGGGCUUCACAGUCCAGUAGUGACAGUGUGUGGGAAGUCAUGUGAAAAUCUGAAAAGGUAUAGGUCAUUAAGGUGAAUUAGCUGUCCCUUUAACUGUGCAGAAUUCAAGAUUUGGAACAGUCAUAUGGCAUUAAUGUUACAGCAAACAAUGAUCUGCUAUGCAAAGAUAUAGCAAAGUAAUGGCAUCUGAAAGGCAUCUUCUGCCUCCUCUGUGUGUGUUUUAUUCUGAAUUUCUGGUCCAGUUAUGUGUGCAUGUCAGUGUAUUUGAGUCCCCGGCUUUGAAAAUGUUUUCCCUCCUCGUGUUUAUAAGCCGACUCAGAGUGAAAAAUAUUUUAUUUCUGUUUUGUAUCUUAUUUCUGUGCACAGUUCACUGUGAGAGUCUCUGCCUGGCUACUCGUUUUCCAUUCACCUCUGUUCUGCUUCAGUCUUUGUGUGUUUGUUUUCACGCAAAGACCGGAACAGAACAGACACAAGCACAAAGCAGGAAAACCCAACUCAUUAUGACAUUUCAAGUUAUUUUACAGUGCUAGCGAAUGUUUGUGACUGAACUAUUUUUGUUAUUCUGGUUGUAAAUGAAAGUAAAGGGGGAUUUUUGACCGGCA
Molecule: messenger RNA, 2284 nt
Organism: Acanthochromis polyacanthus (spiny chromis)
Lineage: Eukaryota; Metazoa; Chordata; Actinopteri; Pomacentridae
Gene: actmap
Product: actin maturation protease
Exons: 7
Coding region: 634-1539 (301 amino acids)
Source: RefSeq, a predicted model, not a curated record